UACUGAUGCAGCCAUUUCGGUAGCUUGCUAGUCAACAUAAAACCGAAACUUUGAAGCGCCUUUGUCCAUUUUUGUGUAUAUUAAUCUGUGUUUUUAACACAAUUCUGCAUAUCUCAUAGUUAACUUGUUAAAUUGACUAAUUCGUUAAGAUUGAUGCUGAGCCUAGUACUAGGCUAGUCGCUAAUGCUAACUAGCUAUCAUCCCCGACCUAGGAGUGACGUUUAGUCCGCUAUUCCCGACCAUGAGCUCACAAAGCUACUCCCCCCUUGCUAAAGAAGAGGAGGUCUGCUGGACGGAGAAAGAAGCUCUGGGGCUGAACAUUAUCGUGAAAGAAGACAAGGAAGAGAAAGAGCCUUUAGGAGUGAAACACGAAGAGGGGAUUGAGGCUGUCACAUUGGAAGAGGAGGUAAAAGCUUUCAGAAUCAAAGAGGAGGAUGUUACAGUAAAAGACGAGAAAGAGCCUUUAGGAGUGAAACACGAAGCGGGGAUAGAGGCUGUCACAGUGGAAGAGGAGAAGAUCGAACCUUUAAGAAUAAAAAAGGAGGAAGAGGAGGCUGUCACAUUGAAAGAAGAAGAUGAGGAUUUUAUAGUGAAAGAAGAGAAAGAACCUUUUAGAGUGAAAGAGGAAGAGGAGACUGGAGAUCAGAUUAACACCACAGGAGAGAGACCAGACUCUCACCCUGACAGCGGGAAGAGUCCAGACCCAGCGACGACCAAACCAGCAAGAUCACACCACUGUUCCCACUGUGGAAAGAGUUUUGGACACUCAGGGUAUCUGAAAGUGCAUAAAAGAACACACACUGGAGAGAAGGUAUAUCAAUGCUCCCAGUGUGAAAAUAAAUGUUUCUUAUCAGGGGACCUGAAAUCACAUGAGAAAACACCCUCUGUAGAGAGACCUUUCCAAUGCUCUCAGUGUGGAAAGAGAUUUAUUCAGUCAUCGCAUCUGAAAGAGCAUGAGAGAAUACACACAGGAGAACAACCAUUCCAAUGCUCCCUGUGUGGAAAGAGUUUUACAAAUUUAGGGAACUUGAAAACGCAUGAGAUGACACACACAGGAGAGAAGCCUUUCCACUGCUCCCAGUGUGGAAAAAGUUUUACCCAGUUAGGGAACUUGAAAACGCAUGAGAUGACACACACAGGAGUGAAGCCUUAUCACUGCUCCCAGUGUGGAAAGGAUUUUAGACACUCAGGGCAUCUAAAAGUACAUGAAAGAACACACACUGGAGAGAAGCCAUAUCAUUGCUCCCAGUGUGGAAAGGGUUUUGGACACUCAGGGCAUCUAAAAGUGCAUGAAAGAACACACACUGGAGAGAAGCCAUAUCAAUGCUCCCAGUGUGGAAAGAGAUUUAUCAAGUCAUUGCACCUGAAAGAGCAUAAGAGAAAACACACAGGAGAGAAGCCUUUCCAAUGCGCUCAGUGUGGAAAGGGUUUUACCCAGAUAGGGCAGCUGAAAGAUCAUGAAAGAACACAUACCGGGGAGAAGCCUCAUCACUGUUCCCAGUGUGGAAAGGGUUUUAGGUACUCAGGGCAUCUAAAAGUGCAUGAAAGAACACACACCGGGGAGAAGCCAUAUCAAUGCUCCCAGUGUGGAAAGGAUUUUAGACACUCAGGGCAUCUGAAAGAUCAUGAGAAAAUACACACGGGAGAACAACCAUUCCAAUGCUCCCUGUGUGGAAAGAGUUUUACCCAUUUAGGGAACCUGAAAAUGCAUGAGAUGACACACACAGGAGAGAAGCCUUUUCACUGCUCCCAGUGUGUAAAAAGUUUUACCCAGUUAGGGAACUUAAAAACGCAUGAGAUGACACACACAGGAGAGAAGCCUUUCCACUGCUCCCAGUGUGGAAAAGGUUUUAGAACCUCUGGGAACCUGAAAACGCAUGAGAUGUCACACACAGGAGAGAAGCCUUUCCAAUGCUCCCAAUGUGGAAAGAGUUUUACCCAGUUAGCGAGCCUGAAAAGGCAUGAAGGAAUACACUCAGGAUAGAAGACUUUCCAAUGUUCUCAGUGUGGAAAGACAUUUUCCUGGUCAGAAGACCUGAUAUCACAUGAGAAAAGAGAGAGCCUGUUGUGGUGGCAGAAUUGGGGGUGAGGCUGUUGUAACUUCUCAAGGUUUAUGCUCUGUUUUGUGAUGAACUCCGAUGCCUGUUGUCUGUCUGCACCCCUAACACAAGGCCAUUGUUGUCUGGAACUAUCACCUUCCUCAAUAUGAGGGACAUGCAACUGUCUGCACUUUUGAGUUCUUCCCUGACUGAUCAGCGAGAUCAGAUCUCCCUUACUAUUAUUAUACCUUAAAGCCUCUGCCUUGAUCUUUGGGAUCGAGUUCUCCACAACACUGUAUUUCUGACUUAUAUGUUUUUACCAAGAGUUUUUUUUGGUUAAUGCCACAUGAAAUCAAAUUGUAUUAAAAAGCUUAC
Coregonus clupeaformis (lake whitefish) is the source of this 2414-nucleotide messenger RNA. RefSeq names its product gastrula zinc finger protein XlCGF57.1. Gene Ontology annotation, molecular function: DNA-binding transcription factor activity, RNA polymerase II-specific; RNA polymerase II transcription regulatory region sequence-specific DNA binding. Lineage: Eukaryota; Metazoa; Chordata; Actinopteri; Salmoniformes; Salmonidae. Gene Ontology annotation, cellular component: nucleus. Bases 242 to 1984 code for a protein of 580 amino acids. The transcript is spliced from 2 exons. Gene Ontology annotation, biological process: regulation of transcription by RNA polymerase II. The record is from RefSeq and is a predicted model, not a curated record.